UUUUCGCUUUUUACUAUUUUUCUUCUUCUUUUCUUUCAGUCUUAUACCUCACUCCCUACUACCACUUACUAGCAAUGCCUUCUAUUGCCUCUAUUGCAAAAUUGGCAAUUGGAGCUGCUAUUCUGGCAAGCGCUGUUGUGGCAGAGCCUCAACUUGUACUCCAGCAGCAGGGAGACCUUUCCGCCUCAUGGGGCAACGUUCAUGAUAUCCUUCAAUCUUCUGUCCAGGGAUCCAUUGAGACCGCCAAGAAGAUGUUUGGAGACAAAAUCGACGAAGCGCGCCAUUCGAUCAAAGACUCCUUCAAGGCAUUCACCCACCCUGCAUUCCCAGAGUACGGCAUGCGUUACAAGGAACCAGCACUCUGUGACCCUGAUGUUCGCCAAAUCAGUGGUUAUCUUGAUGUCGAUGACGACAAGCACUUUUUCUUCUGGUUCUUUGAGUCCAGAGAUAAGCCUGCAGAAGAUCCUUUGGUUCUCUGGUUGAAUGGUGGUCCUGGUUGCUCGUCUUUGACUGGUCUUUUCAUGGAACUUGGUCCAUGCACUGUCAAUCUUCCUGGCAAUGACACCAUCCCAAACAAAUACUCGUGGAACAACAAUGCCAAUGUGAUCUUCCUUGAUCAGCCAAUCAAUGUUGGUUACUCUUAUGGCUCCAGAGGUGCAUCCAACUCUCUUGCCGCAGCAAAGGAUGUUAAUGCAUUCUUGCAGUUGUUCCUCAAAGAGUUUUCUGAAUAUUCCCACCUUGACUUCCACAUCUCGGGUGAAUCAUAUGCUGGCCAUUACAUCCCUGCUAUUGCUGGUGUCAUCAACCGUCAAAACAACGGAGAAUACUUGUCUGCUAGUCUCCAGACCCAAGCAUCCACCUUGUCUACCAUCAACCUAAAGAGUCUGUUGAUCGGAAACGGUCUGACUGACCCUCUUAUCCAGUACAAGUACUAUGCCCAGAUGGCCUGUGAUAACUCGUAUGGCCCUACCUUGGACCGCUCGACUUGCGAUCAAAUGGAGGCCCAAUACCCUGCAUGUGCCCGCCUGAUCGAGAAUUGCUACAAGUCCAAGAGUGUGUUUGCCUGUCUUCCUGCGGCGAUGAAGUGCAACAAGGACCAGAUCCAGCCUUACCAGCAGACCGGAAAGAACCCCUAUGAUGUGCGUGAGGACUGCAAGGGUGGAGGAGGACUCUGCUACGAGAUCCUCGAUAGUGUCCAGACUUACCUCAACCGUGAAGACGUCAAGAAGGCAGUUGGAGCUCAGACUGAAUCAUACGAGAGUUGCAACAUGCAAAUCAACUUCCGUUUCCAGAUGGCCGGCGACUGGAUGCUUCCCUAUGUGAAUGAAAUCGCUCCUCUUCUGGAGGACAAGAUCCGUAUUCUCAUCUAUGCAGGCGAUGCAGACUUCAUCUGCAACUGGAUGGGUAACAAGGCAUGGACCCUUGAGCUGCCCUGGAGUGGCCAGCAGGAGUUCGUCUCGGCAGAAGAUGAAGAUUGGAUCUCUGAGAUCACUGGUGAGAAGGCCGGUGAAUUGCGUACCACAGAAGAUGGACUUUUUGCUUUCUUGCGUGUUUAUGGUGCCGGACACAUGGUUCCUUAUGACCAGCCUGAGCAUGGUCUUGACAUGCUUAACGGAUGGAUUCGUGGUUUCCGUUAAACUACAAAAUUAAAAAAAAAAGUUUAUAGCCAAUAAGCUGUACAAGUAGUACACGUUGAUAAAUUGUAUUUAAAUAAAUAAAUAUAUAAUAAAAGAAGAAGAAGAACAAGAUAUCAUAUUUCUCAUCCAGAAUGUUAGACUCGUACCAUCUUCCUAUAUUAUUUUUAUAUAAUUAUAUAUAUAUAUAUAUUUAACCCCCUU
Molecule: messenger RNA, 1838 nt
Organism: Phycomyces blakesleeanus NRRL 1555(-)
Lineage: Eukaryota; Fungi; Mucoromycota; Mucoromycetes; Mucorales; Phycomycetaceae
Exons: 6
Coding region: 75-1637 (520 amino acids)
Biological process (GO): proteolysis
Cellular component (GO): fungal-type vacuole
Molecular function (GO): serine-type carboxypeptidase activity
Source: RefSeq, a predicted model, not a curated record